AUGGGUCUUUAUACAGGAGACAUGGAGUUAUCUAGCUCUAUCGCGGGAAAGGGUAAUGAAAAUGUCCAGAGGCUUAUUAUUGGUCUUCCAAACCGGGGCAACUCUUGGUCAUCUGAGCAUCAUGAUGGACCCCACCUAAUCCCUGCCUUUGACUUAUUAGCAGAACAGUUGAAACCUGAGUAUAUCAUACUACUGCAUACCCGAUAA
Molecule: messenger RNA, 207 nt
Organism: Botrytis byssoidea
Lineage: Eukaryota; Fungi; Ascomycota; Leotiomycetes; Helotiales; Sclerotiniaceae
Exons: 4
Coding region: 1-207 (68 amino acids)
Source: RefSeq, a predicted model, not a curated record